CCGGUGGCGGGGCCGCGGCUCCGGCGGUGGUGCCGGCCUCAGCUGCGGAGAGCUGAAGUGGAUUUGUUUUGUUUUGUUUUUAAUGACAGUAGUCUCAUGAACAGUCCGUGACAUCAGAGCAACUGGCAGAGUUGAGGAAAAAAAUUACCUUUUCAUGAACUUCUACAAAGAAUGCUAAUGGGCCUUGUGUGACCUUCAAUGUUUCUGUCCAUGAAACCUCCUUGAGAAGAUGGCUGACGUAAGCCUGAAGGAAGCUGCACUAAUAGUUGGUGUGGUGGCAGCCUGCUACUGGAACAGUCUCUUUUGUGGGUUUGUUUUUGAUGAUGUUUCAGCAAUAUUGGACAAUAAAGAUUUGCAUCCUUCUACUCCAUUAAGAAAUCUGUUUCAGAAUGACUUCUGGGGCACUCCAAUGUCUGAGGAGAGGAGUCAUAAAUCUUAUCGUCCCCUUACAGUUCUAACGUUUCGCUUAAACUACUUGUUCAGCGAGUUAAAUGCAGUUUCUUACCACUUUCUAAAUCUGGUCUUUCAUGUGGUGGUUUGCAUAGUCUUCCUCAAGGUCUGUAAGCUCUUCCUGGACAACAGGAGCAGUGUAGUAGCAUCCUUGCUCUUUGCAGUGCACCCAAUACAUACUGAAGCGGUAACUGGAGUUGUGGGCAGAGCAGAGCUUUUAUCAUCUAUUUUUUUCCUAGCUGCUUUUUUGUCAUACACAAAGUCUAAAGGUCCGGAUAAUACCAUAGUGUGGACACCAAUUGCAGUGACUGUAUUUCUAGUAGCUGUUGCAACACUGUGUAAAGAACAAGGAAUAACAGUGGUGGGGAUAUGCUGUGUGUAUGAAGUCUUUAUUGCUCAAGGGUACACCUUGCCAGCAUUAUUGGACACGGCUGUACAGAUUCUUCGAGGAAAGGGCAGUAUUCCUUUCUCUAUGCUCCAAACACUGUUGAAGCUCAUAGUCCUAAUGUUCAGUACACUCCUGCUUGUAGUUGUCAGAGUCCAGGUUAUCCAGUCUCAGCUUCCAGUGUUUACAAGGUUUGAUAACCCAGCUGCUGUUAGUCCAUCCCCAGCAAGACAGCUGACUUUCAACUACCUCCUCCCUGUAAAUGCUUGGCUUCUUCUCAAUCCCUCAGAAUUAUGCUGCGACUGGACAAUGGGAACUAUUCCUCUUGUGGAGUCUUUGUUAGAUGUUAGAAAUAUCGCCACCCUUACCUUCUUUUGCUUUCUGGGAUCUUUGAUGGUCUUCAGUCUCCGAUACCCUGGAGAUUCCUCCAAGACAGUAUUGAUGGCUCUCUGCUUAAUAGUGCUACCAUUCAUUCCUGCGUCAAACCUGUUUUUUCCUGUUGGAUUUGUAGUUGCAGAGCGAGUGUUAUAUGUUCCUAGCAUGGGAUUCUGCAUUUUAGUAGCACAUGGAUGGAAGAAAUUGUCAAAUAAAAGUGUACUAAGAAAAAUUUCUUGGGUUUGUUUGGCUGCGGUGCUGUUCACUCAUGCCUUAAAAACACUGCACAGAAACUGGGAUUGGGAGUCGGAGUACACUUUGUUUAUGUCUGCUUUAAAGGUGAAUAAGAACAAUGCAAAACUAUGGAACAAUGUGGGGCAUGCAUUAGAAAACGAAAAAAAUUUUGAAAGAGCUCUGCAGUUUUUCAUACAGGCCACACAAGUGCAACCAGAUGAUAUUGGUGCCCACAUGAAUGUAGGAAGAACUUACAAGAACCUAAACAAAACAAAAGAAGCUGAAGAAUCAUAUAUGAUUGCUAAAUCAUUGAUGCCACAGAUUAUUCCAGGGAAAAAGUAUGCAGCAAGAGUUGCUCCUAACCAUUUAAAUGUUUAUAUCAAUCUUGCAAACUUAAUUCGUGCAAACGAAUCUCGCCUCGAAGAAGCGGAUCAGUUGUAUCGACAAGCAAUUAGUAUGAGGCCGGAUUUCAAACAGGCUUACAUCAGCAGGGGAGAAUUACUUUUAAAAAUGAACAAACCUCUGAAAGCCAAGGAAGCUUACCUUAGAGCUCUAGAACUAGACAGAACCAAUGCAGACCUGUGGUACAACUUGGCAAUUGUUUACAUUGAACUGAAAGAUCCAACAGAAGCCCUGAAGAAUUUCAACCGAGCUCUAGAACUCAACCCAACGCAUAAACUGGCGUUAUUCAACUCAGCACUGCUAAUGCAGGAAUCUGGUGAUGCUCGACUUAGACCUGAAGCUAAGCAAAGACUGCUACAUUAUGUGAAAGAAGAACCACAGGAUUCAAAUGGAUACUUCAAUUUGGGUAUGCUGGCAAUGGAUGACAAAAAGGACAUGGAAGCAGAGGCGUGGAUGAAGAAAGCUAUAAGGUUACAACCCAACUUCCGAAGUGCUUUGUUCAAUUUGGCCCUGCUUUAUUCUCAGACAGGAAAAGAAUUGAUGGCUUUGCCUGUCUUGGAAGACCUACUGAGAUACUACCCUGAUCAUACCAAAGGUCUGAUUUUGAAAGGUGAUAUCCUUAUGAACCAAAAGAAGGAUAUUGUUGGAGCAAAAAAGUGUUUUGAAAAAAUUUUGGAACUGGAUCCCAAAAAUGUACAAGGAAAACAUAAUCUUUGUGUGGUUUAUUUUGAGGAAAAGGAUUUAAUAAAGGCAGAAAAAUGUCUGGUUGAAACACUAGCACUGGCACCUCAUGAAGAGUAUAUUCAGCGUCAUCUAAACAUAGUUAGAAGUAAAAUUGCAUCACUUGGUGCUAUGGAACAGUCAUCACUUCCAUCAGAUGGGACUGCAGCUACAGAAGCAAAAAAAAACUCACUUCAGAAUUUGAAAGAAGCAAAAAGUGAGAAGACAACCACCCAAUCAACAGUUGAUAAUAAAGAGCACUCAAAAAACAAGAAACCAACAGAGAAAAGCAGUGUGGACAAAGAGACUCCCAAAAAAUCUACAAAAGAAAUCAAAGACAUUGAGAAAAAGAGAGUUGCUGCAUUGAAAAGACUAGAAGAAAUUGAGCGUAUAUUAAAUGGUGAAUAGUCUUUACCAUGUCACAAAAGAAUAAGGGGAGCUAUUUUUAAUUAUUGUUUAAUUUGUGAGCCAAC
Molecule: messenger RNA, 3039 nt
Organism: Melospiza georgiana
Lineage: Eukaryota; Metazoa; Chordata; Aves; Passeriformes; Passerellidae
Gene: TMTC3
Product: transmembrane O-mannosyltransferase targeting cadherins 3
Exons: 16
Coding region: 230-2974 (914 amino acids)
Biological process (GO): protein O-linked glycosylation via mannose
Cellular component (GO): endoplasmic reticulum
Molecular function (GO): mannosyltransferase activity; protein binding
Source: RefSeq, a predicted model, not a curated record